GAGGAAGGUGAAAGAAGAGGUUUUUGGUUAUGGAGGGUGACUGUUGUACGAGUUCAGAGUCUGCAAGUUCGACAUCAUCGCGUAAAGGUUCUCAGAGAGAUAAUAAGCCUUACAGAGGAAUAAGGAUGAGAAAGUGGGGGAAGUGGGUAGCUGAGAUCAGGGAACCAAAUAAAAGGUCAAGGAUAUGGCUUGGUUCUUACUCUACCCCCAUGGCUGCUGCUCGUGCUUACGAUACUGCUGUUUUCUACUUGAGGGGUCCUUCUGCUCGUCUCAAUUUUCCUGAAUUUAUAGUUGCAGAGGAUGAUCAGCUCCAUGAUAUGUCUGCGGCUUCCAUAAGGAAGAAAGCAACCGAGGUUGGGGCCAGAGUUGAUGCCCUUGAGACUGGUUUGAUUAGUUCCCAACACAACUCUUGCAAGCAACACUCCAACAAGAAGCCUGACUUGAACCAGCAACCCAUUCCUGAUAGCUCUGAUGAAGAUUGAAGAGCCCCUCUUUUUUGCAAUCUCUUUAACUAAUUUUCC
Messenger RNA from Telopea speciosissima, 521 nucleotides. Its product is annotated as ethylene-responsive transcription factor ERF010-like. The coding region runs from base 30 to 482 and encodes 150 amino acids. The transcript is spliced from 2 exons. The record is from RefSeq and is a predicted model, not a curated record. NCBI's taxonomy places the organism in Eukaryota, Viridiplantae, Streptophyta, Magnoliopsida, Proteales, Proteaceae. Gene Ontology annotation, biological process: regulation of DNA-templated transcription. Gene Ontology annotation, molecular function: DNA binding; DNA-binding transcription factor activity.